Messenger RNA from Mytilus trossulus (common blue mussel), 1694 nucleotides. RefSeq lists its product as uncharacterized. The transcript has 3 exons. Gene Ontology annotation, molecular function: protein binding. NCBI's taxonomy places the organism in Eukaryota, Metazoa, Mollusca, Bivalvia, Mytilida, Mytilidae. The coding region runs from base 1 to 1662 and encodes 553 amino acids. The record is from RefSeq and is a predicted model, not a curated record.
AUGUCCAUGGAAUCAGAAUCAGCAACAUUUUAUGUAUCAACAGCGCUGUACCAGUAUCUAUGUCAGAAUAUUGUUGGAUCAGAAGAGCACGUAAAAACAAUCAGAAUGAUGAACACUGUCAGAGAUCAUUACCAAAGCAAUGAGAAAUGCAUAAUGAUAACCAGUGGUAGUUUUGGAGAGGGCCUCGAGAUGCGAGGAAGUGAUAUCGAUAUCAUGUUGGUUAGAAAUGACAUGGAGAUAACACCAGCAAAACCAUGGAUAAUACGAUCAAAUAAAUCAUGGCCGAAAUACGAUCUUAAACAGGCAAUUGUAACACACGGGGUUCUAUUUGUACCUAUUGGUGUCCCAGGAUCUUCUCAAGAAGACUUAGAAUGGCGCAUAUCAUUUUCCGUUGGAGAAAAACUUCUUUUGUAUUCCUUUACACAUACACAGUUACAAUGUUAUGCACUUCUGAAAAUUCUUUUGAAAGACGUUAUAGCUUUAGAUAGAGAAUGUAAAGAUUUGCUCUGUUCAUAUUUUAUGAAAACAAUUUUGUUUUGGGUAUGCGAAGAAUUGCCUUUAUCAAUAUGGAAACCUGAAAACUUAAUAUUUGGUUUUAUGAGAUGUUUCAGGAGGCUUAUAUAUUGUGUUGAAUACGGAGUUUGUCUGCAUUAUUUCAUUCCAGAGAACAAUUUAUUUGAAAAUAAGAUACAUGGACACGAACAGGAAACCCUUUUAAAUAAAUUGUAUAUUUUAAAUAGUUAUGAUUGGCAAUGUAUCUUAUUUUCAGACCAAAUUUCGAGAUUCUUUGCAUUGACAUAUAAUAUAAACAUGGAGUCAUGUUAUUUACAUAUCAACAGCGUCGAAAAAUUCAUAAUAUCAACAACAUUUAGGUUAGACAAUAUAGAUUCGAAUUAUGAAUUUCUUUUAAAAAAAGGGAUAUAUAAGUUAUUAUUCUGUGAGAGCUCAAAAAUCAAACACCUGUAUACAUUCUACGUGUCAAAUUACUGUUGCAAAUUUGAAGAUUUACUACCAAGUGAUGAUAGAUCCGGUAAUAAAUCUAAUUAUGAAGACUUCAAUACCUAUACAAAUACUUUGCUACUGAACAUACGUCCUGACGCUGUAUCUGGAUGGUUGAUGUUAGCUUCGUUUUUCUACAAAAGAAAGCAAUUCAGUAAAGCUCUUUACAUCGUCCAGUAUUCUAUAUCAAAAUGUUCACAGGAACAAAUUCACAUUCCAAUGAAUAUUUCAGAUAUUCAUAAUGAACUACUUAGUUUACAUUUGUACAGGAAGAUGACUGUUGUUCAGUUUUGGAGAUAUUUGCUUUUAGAUUAUGUGAUGUUUGAUGAAGACUCUCUGUUAAUACCUACUGAAUUAGAAAUGGAAGUGCAUUGUGUAUUGCCUCCGGUAGUAUAUGCUCAUUUCCUUCGUUUUCUAUGUCAUUAUCAUCUACAAAAUAGCUGGCAAUUCCGGGAUUCACUUCGGGGUCUACAGUUGACUAUACAAGAAAACUCGCGUAUACCGGGUGCUAAUAUGAAAAGUAAAUGUUACAACAUCCUAGGUAUAUGUUUUCAAUUGUUAGGAGACACCGGAUCAGCAAGAAAAGCCUUUGUGCAAUCUAAAGAAUUAUUUCCAGAUGAAAAAAAUAACACUGCAUUUCAAAGGUUAUCAAUAAUAGGCUGAAUGUUAAAAUAUCGUGAGGUGAAUUUUUACAU